UCCAGGAUGCGCCUAGUCUGAGAUCGGAGGGGGGAGGAAUCCACAAGUCGUGCAGCUCGUCGUCUUGAAGCCCAGCGCCCGGAACGCUCCGAACAGUUCUACGCUGUAGAUCACCCGGCUUUCACUUCAAAGAGCUCGAAUUCUUCAACCACUUUUUGUGUUGUAAGUUUCCAAAGUUUAGGAAGUAGUUGGUCGGAGCUGAGUUGACUCCCCCAUCGGGAGCGAAAGGAUUUGGGAUCGAGUCCUACAGCAUAGCGAGGCUACACCGCGUCUCUUCCACCAAACGGAUCUCUGCCGCCGGUUAUUCUGAUCCAGAGGAGCUCUGAACCGGAGAAGAUCGCUCGGUAAAGCUUAUUUUUUCCCGGUCCGCGGGGUCCACAGGUCCACGCUCGGCUGAGUACCGGGGCUUUGAUGCUCGGUCGGUGAAACACGCUCCAGUCCGCCGGAGGGUUUUUGUUCGCUGGUUUUUGUUCGUAACUUGUCGCGGACCUCAGAACUGAGUUGGAUUUUUAUUCGUGUUUUUGAAAGUUUUCACCAUCCCGAGCCGUGGAGUUUCUCCAUCAAACUAGCCCGGGUUCACCCUGCAGAGCUUCGUUUAAAGAUUAGCACUGCCUGAAUGGAGUGCCUUUUACAGAGGUGCCAGCAGAUUUAGGUCCUGCUACAUGAUGGGGCCCAGCAUGCUACUGGUCUUGGCUCUCUGUGCCCAUGUGUUGCCAGCUCAGUCGCGGCCUGCUAGCGCUACUGCAGAUGAAGGCCCCGCCCCGGAGCUCCCGGCCGAGCUCUUCACCCUGUACCCCGGGGACCGCCUGGACCUGGACUGCCCCUCCAAGGACUCCCUCCAGGCCGCCGUCAACUGGACCAAGGACCAGGCGGCGCUCACCGACGACGAGCACACGCGGCUCCACGGCGCGCAGCUGGAGAUCGAGACGGUGGAGCCGUCCGACUCGGGCCUCUACGCCUGCACCUCCUUCGGCAACUACAGCGUGUUCUUCAACGUGUCUGUGGAUACGCUGGCGUCCUCUGAGGAUGACGACGAAGAGGAAGAGUCCUCCUCCGAGGAGGCUAAACUCCUGGGCAGUGGGAAACUGCUACCAAUGCCCCCCCUGUGGGCUCACCCUGAGAAGAUGGCCAAGAAGCUCCACGCCGUUCCCGCCAGCAAGACUGUCAAGUUCCGCUGCCAGGCCAGCGGCAACCCCACCCCCUCGCUCAAGUGGUUCAAGAACGGCCGGGAGUUCAGGAGAGACCAGCGCAUCGGGGGCUUCAAGGUGCGCGACCACAUGUGGACCAUCAUCAUGGAGUCGGUGGUCCCCUCCGACAAGGGGAACUACACCUGUGUGGUGGAGAACCAGCACGGCAGCCUCAACCACACCUACCAGCUCGACGUCGUCGAGCGCUCCCCCCACAGGCCCAUCCUACAGGCCGGCCUGCCCGCCAACCGCACGGUGGUGGUGGGCAGCGACGUGGAGUUUGAGUGCAAGGUGUUCAGCGACCCCCAGCCCCACAUCCAGUGGCUGAAGCACAUCGAGGUGAACGGGAGCCGCCUGGGCCCCGACAAGCUGCCCUACGUCCGGGUGCUUAAGCAUUCUGGGGUCAAUAGCUCGGACACCCAGGUGCUGACGCUCUACAAUGUGACUGAGGAGGAGAGCGGCGAGUAUAUUUGUAAAGUGUCCAAUUAUAUAGGCGAGGCCAAUCAGUCGGCCUGGCUGACGGUCACCCGCUGGCACCCCACAGCGGUCCCCCACUACCCCCCCGCCAACCACACCUACCUGGAGGUGGUGAUCUACUGCGUGGGCUUCUUCAUCAUCGCCGUGAUGGUGGCCACGGUGGUGCUCUUCAAGAUGCGCACCACCUCCAAGAAGAGCGACUUCAGCGGGCAGCUGGCCGUCCACAAGCUGGCUAAGAGCAUCCCGCUGCGCAGACAGGUAACAGUGUCUGUGGACUCCAGCUCCUCCAUCCACUCGGGGGUCAUGCUGGUGCGGCCCUCCCGUCUCUCCUCCAGCGGCUCCCCCAUGCUGUCGGGGGUCUCGGAGUACGAGCUGCCCCAGGACCCCCGCUGGGAACUGUCCCGCGAAAGGCUGGUGAUGGGCAAGCGUCUGGGGGAGGGCUGCUUCGGCCAGGUGGUGAUGGGAGAGGCCCUGGGCCUGGACAAGGAGAAGCCCAACCGCGUCACCAAGGUGGCCGUCAAGAUGCUGAAGUCGGACGCCACCGAGAAGGACCUGUCGGACCUCAUCUCGGAGAUGGAGAUGAUGAAGAUCAUCGGCAAGCACAAGAACAUCAUCAACCUGCUGGGAGCCUGCACGCAGGACGGCCCGCUCUACGUGAUCGUUGAGUUUGCGUCCAAGGGGAACCUCAGGGAGUACCUGCGGGCCCGGCGGCCCCCCGGCAUGGAGUACUGCUACAACCCGGACCAGGUGCCCGUGGAGAACAUGUCCAUCAAGGACCUGGUCUCCUGCGCCUACCAGGUGGCCCGCGGCAUGGAGUACCUGUCCUCCAAGAAGUGUAUCCACAGGGAUCUGGCUGCUCGUAACGUCUUGGUAACCGACGACAACGUGAUGAAGAUCGCAGACUUUGGCCUGGCCCGCGACAUCCACCACAUCGACUACUACAAGAAGACCACCAACGGCCGCCUGCCAGUCAAGUGGAUGGCACCUGAAGCCCUGUUCGACCGCAUCUACACCCACCAGAGUGAUGUCUGGUCGUUUGGCGUGCUGCUGUGGGAGAUCUUCACCCUGGGGGGCUCCCCCUACCCUGGGGUCCCCGUGGAGGAGCUCUUCAAGCUGCUGAAGGAUGGGCACCGCAUGGACAAGCCCUCCACCUGCACGCACCAACUGGACAUGAUGAUGAGGGACUGCUGGAACGCCGUACCCUCUCACAGACCCACCUUCAAGCAGCUGGUGGAGGACCUGGACCGCUGCCUGGCCAUGACCUCCAACCAGGAGUACCUGGAGCUGUCGGUGGGCGUGGACCAGUACUCCCCCAACUACCCGGACACGCGCAGCUCCACCUGCUACCCGGACACGCGCAGCUCCACCUGCUCCUCUGGCGAGGACUCUGUCUUCUCCCACGACGCAGGCGUCGAGGAGCCCUGCCUGCCCAAGUUCCCGCCACACCCCAACGGCGCCGCCGUCAAGAAGCGCUAAUGCUAACACUAGCAUUAGCACUAGCGUUAGCCUAGCGCUAACGCUAAGCGUGUGUCGGCAUGGCGCUGACACAUGCCACCUCCCACCCAGCCCCCCUCCCCCCCACACCGCUACCCCCACAUGAGUCCUUCCUGUCCUGCGACGGCCACAGAACAGGCGCGGGCUGGGUGGGGAGGGGGGGGGACCACGGACCCAAGGGCCUAGCGGGGUCGAUGCCGGAACUCUGGUGCUUCUUUGACUCGGAUGCAUGACUCCCACUACCUGGCUCCCCCCACACAGACUGAGGUGGGCUGGCUACGAUGUCAAUUAGGGGGGGGCACCGUGCUACUCGGUGGGCCAGCGCUGGAACAUUAAUUUUUCUACAGAGUGCUGCUCUGCCCCCCCCCCACUGGUCAGGAGAACCAUAGGGCUGACGAUGGUGAAGGUGAUGCAAGUUGUGUUGCGGCUUAUUGUUUGGUGUUACAUUGCUGGUGAACUGCAGAGACUGUACUAUUAGCAAGGGGACGGGACUACCUUACACACAGAGGUCCAUGUUUCAUUCAAAAGUAACUUCUUGUAAAUACAGGUAGAAAAUUAUAAAUAUGAAUAUAUAUUUACACUGUACUCUUAUUUUUUAAUAUCAUAAUUGAUUGCUUUUUUCUUUUUGUACAAGGAUGCUUCAGUCUGAUCCGUAAACAAAACGAAGCCCUUAGGGAAAUAAUCUGAAAAUAAUGAAAUAAUUGUACCAUAUUGUGGAAAUGUUGGCCAGUUUUUGUUUUUCUGUCUUCUCUUCCUCCCGGCUUUUUUUUUUGCGCUACAUCGCUGCGUCCGUGAGUACGUUGACCAGCAGUUGUUUUGUUUCCAUGGACUUGUAUUUUUUAUUACCUCUACAACACAACAAAGCUUUGUGUUUUAGUGUCCUUCAAAAAGUCGUGUGUGUGUGUGUGUGUGUGUGUGUGUGUGUGUGUGUGUGUGUGUGUGUGUGUGUGUGUGUGUGUGUGUGUGUGUGUGUGUGUGUGUGUGUGUGUGUGUGUGUGUGUGUGUGUGUGUGUGUGGGAGAGAUGAUAUCCUGUAUUUCUUGUCUUAUUCCCAGAGCGGUGGUUGGUGACCCCGCUUGGUCUCCAGUGUAUAUACGUGUGGUUGUUGGCCGGUCAAAGGAACGCCACGUCUUUGUUUUAUCUUCAGUCAACAACGUGCACUUCCAUGUGCAUGCCUUCAAUGUGAUGGACUAAACUUCGUAUUGUAAAUGCUUUGACAGCAGUUACACCGGCUGCCUUUCCAACUUGAUGGAGUUGCAAAAAACCUGUAAGUCACCGUUUUAAAAAAGGUUUACAUUCAAAUAAAAUGCUAUCGAAAAUAAAAGAAAUUAAAAACCA
Gadus morhua (Atlantic cod) is the source of this 4495-nucleotide messenger RNA. It is a transcript of the gene fgfr1a, whose product is annotated as fibroblast growth factor receptor 1a. Gene Ontology annotation, biological process: positive regulation of kinase activity; fibroblast growth factor receptor signaling pathway; protein phosphorylation. Gene Ontology annotation, cellular component: plasma membrane; signaling receptor complex. The transcript has 18 exons. Lineage: Eukaryota; Metazoa; Chordata; Actinopteri; Gadiformes; Gadidae. Gene Ontology annotation, molecular function: ATP binding; fibroblast growth factor receptor activity; fibroblast growth factor binding. The record is from RefSeq and is a predicted model, not a curated record. The coding region runs from base 663 to 3140 and encodes 825 amino acids.